AUGAGAGAAGAGGUAGCCACAAAGAGAGAUGAGGGAUGUGGAGAAGAAGAGAAAGUUGAGAUUGAAAGAGUGAAAAGUGAGCAAAGUGAGCAAACACAAUGUGAGAAGAGUGACUCAAAGAGUGAAGAGGUUGUGAUUAAGGAGAGUGAAAAAGCUCCCAUGAAACCCUACAAGCCACCCAUCCCUUUUCCUCAUAGGGUGGUUGAGAAGAAGUUGAAUGAGAAAUAUUCUAAGUUUCUUGAUGUCAUGAAGGGGUUACAAGUGAACAUUCCUUUCCUCCAUGCCAUGGCACAAAUGCCAACUUAUGCAAAGUUGUUGAAAGAACUUCUUACCAACAAGGCGAAGCUUGAAGAAGCAACCGUUUCUCUUCCUAUGGAAGUGAGUGCUAUCAUUCAAAACAAGCUUCUAGAAAAGCAUAGUGAUCCGGGUAGCUUCUCAAUACCGGUGAAGAUUGGUGAUCUAGAGCUAAAGAAUGCCCUUUGUGAUCUUGGGGCAAGUGUUAGCCUUAUGCCUCUCUCUAUGGCUCAAAGGCUAAAUGUUUGGAGAAUGAAGCCUACACGGAUGUCACUUCAACUAGCCGACCGUUCGGUUAGAACACCCUUGGGAGUUUUGGAAGAUGUCCCGGUCCAAGUUGGAAGAGUUUUUGUGCCUUGUGAUUUUGUCAUUAUGGAGAUGGAAGAAGACUCCAAGGUUCCUCUUAUUCUAGGAAGGCCUUUCCUUUCUACGGCGGGAGUUGUUAUUGAUGUGAAAGAUGGGCGGUUGACUUUGAAUGUUGGAGAUGAGAAAAUCACUUUUACUCUUCAACAGUCAAUGAACUCACCCAUGAUGAAUGAAGUCCACCGCAUUGACACCUUGAAAGAGGACUUGAAGGAAUUUAGAGAAAUGAUUGAAGUGAAAGACCCAUUGCAAGCUAUCAUAAUGGGAAGAGAUUUUGAGGAAAGUGAGGAAGUAAAGGGGUACAAGAUGCUCCUUGAUGAAGCACCGGUCCACCGUGGAAAGUUCGAAAUGCUACAAGUGGAUGAAAAAGAGGAGAGGACUUCGCCUCCUCAUAAGGUCGAACUCAAACCCCUUCCCCCUUCCCUUAAAUAUGUUUUUCUUGAUGACAAUGUGUAA
Messenger RNA from Spinacia oleracea (spinach), 1113 nucleotides. RefSeq lists its product as uncharacterized. NCBI's taxonomy places the organism in Eukaryota, Viridiplantae, Streptophyta, Magnoliopsida, Caryophyllales, Amaranthaceae. The transcript has a single exon. The coding region runs from base 1 to 1113 and encodes 370 amino acids. The record is from RefSeq and is a predicted model, not a curated record.